Molecule: messenger RNA, 3024 nt
Organism: Sciurus carolinensis (gray squirrel)
Lineage: Eukaryota; Metazoa; Chordata; Mammalia; Rodentia; Sciuridae
Gene: Cd22
Product: CD22 molecule
Exons: 13
Coding region: 1-2517 (838 amino acids)
Source: RefSeq, a predicted model, not a curated record
AUGGCAGAGUAUUUGGCUUUCUCUGAUUCAAAUAAGUGGAAGGUCGAACACCCCAGCACCUUCUAUGCCUGGGAAGGGGCCUGCGUCUGGAUUCCCUGCCGCUACCGAAUCCCAAGGGAGAAGGCGGACCUGGACAACCUCACCGUGUACCACAAUUACGAGUACAACAAAAACAUCAACGACUUCAACGGGACGAUCCUCUAUAAAAUCACAAAGACCUGGGAGUCCCCCUCGCAGCAGGGAAGGGUACGAUUCCUGGGAGACCUACAAAACAACUGCACGCUGAGCAUCCACUCGUUGCUGGUUGGAGACAGCGGCCAGCUGGGGCUGAGGAUGAUGACAAAGGGCGACAGGUGGAUGGAGGCCGUAAACCUCAGUAUCUCUAAAUCUCCUUUUCCACCUCAAAUCCAGCUCCCUUCAGAACUUCAGGAGUCCCAGAAAGUCACUGCAACCUGCCUGCUGAACUUCACCUGCUUUGGAUAUGACAUUGAACUGCAGUGGUCCCUGGAGGGGGCCCCCUUCCUCCCUGCUCCCACCGUCGUCUCCUCCUCCCCUACCAUGGAGACUGUCUUGACCCAGAGCCAGCUCGCCUUUGAACCGGAGUGGUCUCACCACAGGAAGAACCUGACCUGCCAGGUCUGGCAUUCUGCCAAAGUGCUCUCUGAGGGGACGGUGCAGCUGGAUGUGAAGCACGCUCCGAAGUUGAAGAUCAAGGUCAUUCCCAGUGAAGCCACUGUAAUAGAAGGGGAGUCUGUGACCAUGACAUGUGAGGUCACCAGCAGCAACCCAGAGUACAAGACUGUGUCCUGGCUCAAGGACGGGAUCCCCAUGAGGGAGAAGACGGCGCUCACACUAACUCUGCCCUCAGUGACCAAGGACGGUGGUGGGAAGUACCGCUGUCAGGCCUCCAAUGAUAUAGGCUCAGGAAUGUCGGAAGAAGUGGCCCUCAAAGUGAUGUAUGCCCCGACUCCUUCCGAGGUUCACAUCCACCACACACCUGCUAAGGAGGGACAGUCAGUAGAACUGGUUUGCAUAUCACCGGCCAAUCCUCCUCCAACAAAUUAUACCUGGUAUCACAAUAGGAAGGAAAUACUGGGAGUGACAGAAGAGAAAUACUGGAUCGCCAAGGUCAUUCUGAGGCAUGCCGGGCAUUACUCGUGCUUGGCAGAAAACAGGCUUGGUUCUGGACAGAUUGGCCAGGAAGCUGAGUUGGAUGUCCAAUAUCCCCCCAAGGGGGUGACCACAGUGAUUCAAAGCUCCACACCGAUUCGAGAAGGAGACAGCGUGACCCUGUCCUGUAGGUACAACUCCAGUAACCCAACAGUUACCCGGUAUGAGUGGAGCCCCCAAAGUUUGUGGAAUGAGCCAUCGCACGGGGUGCUGAGGAUUCGGAAGGUUGCCUGGGACACCCCACCCAUCUCCUGUGCUGCCUGUAACCAGUGGUGUUCGUCAGCUCCUCCUGUCAACCUGGAUGUCCAGUAUGCCCCCAGGGAUGUGAAGGUCCUGCAGAUCAGUCCCAGGUUGGAGAUUCAUGCUGGGAACCGGGUCCAACUCCAGUGCAACUUCUCAAAGAGCCACCCCAAAGAAGUCCACUUCUCCUGGAAGAAAAAUGGAAGUCUUCUGGAAGAAAAAGGAAGAGAAUUGAACUUUGACUCCAUCUCCCCAGAAGAUGCUGGAAAUUACAAGUGCUUGGUCAACAACUCCAUAGGACAGUCAGCAUCUAAGGCCUGGAGGCUGCAAGUGCUGUAUGCACCUCGGAGGCUGUGGGUGUCCAUUACCCCGGGAGACAGAGUGAUGGAAGGGAGAAAGGCGGCCCUGACGUGUGAGAGUGAUGCCAACCCGCCUGUCUCACAGUACACCUGGUUUGACUGGAAUAACCAAGACCUCCAGUACACGGGCCAGACGCUGAGAUUGGAACCUGUGAAGGUCGAGCACUCAGGCUCCUACUGGUGCAAGGGGGUCAACCGACUGGGCGAGGGCAAGUCGCCCCCCAGCACCCUCACCGUCUACUACAGCCCCGAGACCAUCGGCAGGCGAACGACCUUGGGAAUUGGCCUCUGCCUGGCCAUCCUCAUCCUGGCCAUCUGGGGGGUGAAGCUUCAGCAAAACUGGAAGAGGACUCGGAGCCAGCAGGGGCUUCAGGAGAAUUCCAGUGGUCAGAGCUUCUUUGUGAGGAAUAAAAAGGUCAGGAGGACCCCCCUCUCUGAAGGGCCCCACUCCCUGGGAUGCUACAAUCCGAUGGUAGAAGAUGGCAUUAGUUAUGCUGCUUUGCGCUUUCCUGAGACGGACACACCAAGAGCUGGAGAUGCAGGGACUUCAGAAACACAAGGUCCUCUCCCAAAUAAUGAAGACGUGGUCACUUACUCAGUGGUACAGAAGCGUGUGGGUGACUACGAGAACGUGACUCCAGACUUUUCAGAAGACGAGGGGAUCCAUUACUCGGAGCUGGUUCAGUUUGGGGCUGGGGAGCGGCCUCGAGCACAGGAAGACGUGGAAUACGUAACUCUCAAGCACUGACGGCAGGGCCCGCUGCGUUGGAUGUGCCCAGAGUCAAAGGGGCCAAGGAAACCUCAAGGUGUCCCCAGCUGCUGCUGUUCAGCUGCUAAAUCACAGGGCCUUCUCCCUGCACACACACACACACACACACACACACACACACACACACACACGUCACUGAGGAGAACCUUGUGUCUGUCUGGUUCAGAGUCAUUUUCCUUCUCAGCACUGGUAACCCUGACCCUCCUGAUCUUUUUCUAUUCUCCUCCCCAACCAGAAAUUCACCUACACACCCAUCCAGCAUUGCACACCCUCUGCCCCCAACCCAGACACUGCCACCAUCCACCCCCUCCUGGGCCCUCCCCUAUUGCCCCUAUGUCUACUGGGGUUGAUUUGACACUCUUUUGUCUUCUUCCCUUCCCCGACCCUUUGACCUCCCCACCCCUGCCACCACCCAUUAAUCGUAUGCCCGAUUUCUGCUCCUGGGGAAAUCCCGGGAAAGACAGAAAUGAGGUAGACAGAGGCACU